Parus major (Great Tit) is the source of this 768-nucleotide messenger RNA. RefSeq lists its product as uncharacterized. The transcript is spliced from 5 exons. Gene Ontology annotation, cellular component: cytoplasm. The record is from RefSeq and is a predicted model, not a curated record. Lineage: Eukaryota; Metazoa; Chordata; Aves; Passeriformes; Paridae. The coding region runs from base 31 to 768 and encodes 245 amino acids.
AGUGAAUACAGUGACAGCAUCCUGGAGAUCAUGUCAAGGAAUCUGCAGAGCAAAUGCAGGGAGAGGCAUCGCUUAGCACUUAGAGCGCUGCUUGUUCUCAUUGAGGAUUCCUCAAUGGCUGAACGACUUUGGAGCCUGACUGAAAGUCUUGUGGAGCUCCUGCAGGACACAGAUGGAGAAACGGUUGCAAUGACACUCACUUCACUCAGCUUUAUAGUCUUUGACAAGGACAUGCUGAUACCUAGCCCCACCAUCCUGCAGCUGCUUGAGGUGCUUCUGCGACUCUUUGACCAUGAUAAUAGCCAUGUGCAGCUCAUAUCCAUGAUCCUCUUUCAAGAAAUGCAAGAUUUUUUAGUGGAAGAGGGUAAAAAGCCCUUCAAGAUGCAUGUGCGCCAGAGCCUGCUGCCUCUCUUCUUCCACUGCCACGACGAGAACCAGCAGGUGGCAGAGGCCUCUCAGAGAGCACUGCUUAGCAUGGCCAAGUUACUGAAGAGGAGAGAACUUGCAAAUCCCGUGAAGAGCAAGCAACUGUGGAAGUUUGCUGAGGUCCUGGUAAGGAUGGCCUGGAAGGCCCAGCCUCAGCCUGGAGAAGCCCCCUGUCCCCGGCGCUCGGUGUAUGGGGCUGGCAGCUGGGCCCCUGCCCGGUGCCGCAGCUGGGGCCGGGGCUGGGAGGUGGGAAGCAAGGCUGGACACAAUUCGGAUUCGGAAAAAUACCAGAUAGUGCCGGGAAUGAGGAAAUUGGUGUGGAAGCAAGCACAAAGGAACUAG